CUAAUUAUAAAGGGAGAAAAUUAAUAUCGAACAUAGAGGGCGUCGUAGGAACGUUAAGUUGGCAGAACUGAAUCGUGAAGUGACGUCAUGAGUCUUCCGUUUUAGAUCGGUCUUUCGUCAAGGCAAAAUGGCUGAUCAGAGUGAACGUGCGUUUCAAAAACAACCUACGAUCUUUCUUAAUCGUAAGAAAGGUCUGGGACCGAAGAGGAGGAAGCCUAUGAGAUAUAGUCGCAAUGUUGGUCUUGGUUUUAAAACUCCACGUGAGGCCAUCGAAGGUACAUAUAUUGAUAAGAAAUGUCCAUUCACUGGCAAUGUAUCAAUCAGAGGACGCAUUCUCACCGGUGUUGUGCAAAAGAUGAAAAUGCAAAGGACUAUCGUAAUUCGUAGGGAUUAUCUUCAUUAUAUCAGAAAAUAUAAUAGAUUUGAGAAACGUCACCGUAAUAUGAGCGUACAUCUUAGUCCAUGCUUCAGAGAUGUAGAAAUUGGUGAUGUAGUUACCAUUGGAGAAUGCAGACCAUUGAGUAAAACGGUAAGAUUUAACGUUUUGAAAGUUUCUAAAGGAACUGGUUCCAAGAAAAGCUUCAAAAAGUUUUAAUUCUUAUCGUCGACUCAAUCAGAGUGAUGGAAUGCAACAAAAAAGAAAUUAUUAAAGCAGAUACAUCCAAAAUAUAAAUAUUUUGGAAUUAUGUUACAUAUUAAUUACCAUCUUGAUGUGUAACUUUGAAAAGUAAUAAUAAAAAGGUUUUUAUGAAAA
This is a messenger RNA of Vespa crabro (European hornet), 754 nucleotides long. RefSeq names its product 40S ribosomal protein S11 (gene RpS11). Gene Ontology annotation, cellular component: cytosolic small ribosomal subunit; ribosome. The record is from RefSeq and is a predicted model, not a curated record. Gene Ontology annotation, molecular function: structural constituent of ribosome. The transcript has 5 exons. Bases 128 to 595 code for a protein of 155 amino acids. Lineage: Eukaryota; Metazoa; Arthropoda; Insecta; Hymenoptera; Vespidae. Gene Ontology annotation, biological process: translation.